AGCCCUUUUACUCAAGGUUUACACAAGAAAACGAAUCUCUUUCCUCUGUUACUUAAAAUAAAAUAAAAAAAAGACACCAAAACAACUCAGGGAAUUUUAACGAUGUUUUGUAAACAUGUAAAAAAGGCAACAGGCUGACUACUUCUAUCCCAAGUUGAACCUGUAAUUUGAAAUCCCUUUGAAAAUCCUGAACAUGAGGAUACAUGCUUAACAAGACCUUCUGCAGCCUACCUUAGGAGAGUAGCGAUAGAAUACUGUAUAGAAGUUGAGCAGCGAGUGGCAUUUUACAGUAAAAGUCAGACCAUAAAUAUAAAAACAGAAAUAAAACAAAAAGCUCUGAACAUUGUGCAUAUGAACUUUAGUUUUGUUCUUUCAAAUGAGAAAUAAGGGUUUAAAACAUGCAUCUCGUUUUAGAAUGUUCUAAGACUUUUUCCAGUUAUGACAGAACAAUUCUGACAACCAGCAGGUGGUGUUUGUGCAAUUGUCAGCUAGUUCUCUGCCCCUGGAGAUGAAAUGCAAAACUUCACCUGCCAUAGUGGGGUUUGGAAGCAAGACUGAUUCUCCAAAUCAACUGCAUCAUUAAGCUUAUUUCAUACAGGUGGUUUUGAGCAGAACAACUAAGCAGAGUCAAGUUGAGGAUACAUGAAAUGCAAGGGAUUAACAGAGAAAUAGGACUCUCAAAGAGGAUAGGAAAAUUUUAGUCAAGUUUUCAGAUCAUUCAUUAACUAAACUACUAUUUUUCUAAAGUUCUAAUAUUUCUCUUUGGACUGUGAAAGUCUUUUAAACUCUUAGAUAAACUGAACUAUUGCUAUAGAUGCACAGUAAAAUAUGUUUAGUUGCUACUCAAAAUUAAUCUUUGAACUGGUGCUCAUUUGAAUCUACAAUUUUAUCCUCCCUCAAAAACAAAGGAAGGGUGAAAUGAAAGCUAUACUAAGCAUCGUAAAGAUAGUUGAUAGAUAUGAGGGAAAAGAUUAAUGUCUAGUUCUGGUAAAGAAAAGGAACCAGCAGAAAUGGGGUUAAUUCUAGCCUUAAAAGGAAGCCUGUUCAACACCACACUUCAAAUGAACACAAAUUAGAACGACCCUGGGAAUCUAUAAAGCCAUGUUUUAUUACCAAGGAUCUGCAGGAAGAUCUGCAUUAGCUGCAAAACAAUGACAGUCAUUUAUUUAGGAUGUUUAACAGAAUAUGAUUUUAUAUGGAUUUUUUGUUACUGAAUUGUUCAGCAGGUGACAUUCAGUGCAGCUUGGUAUCACCUAAAUAACAUUAAAAGUUUUGACUGCUGGUAUAGCUGAAAUUAACAUAUCCACUAACAGUGUAUCUGAAUAUAAACCAGCCUUAUGGUGUUUGGAAGAAAAUCAGAUCCGAACAAAUGACUAUGGAUGGAAACACAGGAAUUAAAAGGUCCAAGGAUAUUCAGUAAUUGUUAAAAGGAAUCAACGAACCUAAAAUUCUACCAUUUUCCAAUCUGCAAGAAGGAACAUUUGUGAAGAAACAUUUGUGUAUGUGCAAUUCAAUGACCAUAAAGUUCAGAAAGGUCCUGCACGAUCUGAAACAUUAAUUUUCUCAUUUGCUUUGUGCAUGGCAUCUUACAAAUAGCAAAUUUCUGAAACAGUUUACUUUUCUGUAACUGAUAAAUUUCAGCCAAUUUCAAGCCUAAUUGGUUUGGCUUCCAUUCCAUUUCCAAACAGAUUAAACAUUUUAUACAAAAAAAGUAAACCUCUUUCCAAAUCCUUAAAAUGCUUGCUGUAACCUCUUAAAUCCCAACAAUUUAACCAUUUUGGCACUGAAAGUCAAAGCGUGAAUACCGAUGUAAUCUUUCCAGCGGAGAUCCUAACCAUGGAAUCUUACACAGGAGCAGUGUCACCAUUUAUUUGUAACAGCACAUCUUUUGAACUAAAUGGAUCACAUUUAUGUAAUGAAAGCAUGUCUUCUAUCUUGGCUGAUAAAUCUGAAGAACACCAACAAUACAUUAUUGGGCUUUUCUUAUCAUGCCUUUACACUAUUUUCCUUUUCCCUAUUGGCUUUGUGGGAAAUAUUCUGAUUUUAGUUGUGAACAUAAGUUUUCGGGAAAAGAUGACUAUUCCUGACCUGUACUUCAUAAAUCUUGCAGUAGCUGAUUUGAUUUUAGUUGCUGACUCCCUCAUUGAGGUUUUUAAUCUUGAUGAAAAGUAUUAUGAUAUCACUAUAAUUUGCACUUUCAUGUCUCUGUUCCUUCAGAUCAACAUGUAUAGCAGCAUUUUCUUUUUGACAUGGAUGAGUUUUGACAGAUACAUAGCACUUGCAAAAGUAAUGAGGUCCAACAUAUUUCGGACUAUGCAGCAUGCUAGAUUAAGCUGUGGCCUCAUAUGGAUGGCAUCUAUCUCUGCAGCACUAGUGCCAUUUACAGCUGUACAUUUGCAGCACACUGGAGAGGUCUACUUUUGUUUUGCAGAUGUAGAAGAAAUCCAGUGGUUAGAAAUAACCUUGGGGUUUAUAAUUCCCUUUGUGAUCAUCGGUCUUUGCUACUCAUUAAUUGUUCGAGUUCUUAUAAAAGCACACAAACACAGGAGUCUUCGACUACGGCGCCAAAAGGCUCUUCGAAUGAUUUUUGUAGUCGUCCUGGUUUUCUUUAUCUGCUGGCUACCUGAAAAUGUCUUCAUUAGCGUUCAGCUUCUUCAAGAGAAAGGAAAGACUCUCUCUUCAGGCAACCAAUCUUUUCGGCAUGAUUAUCCCCUAACAGGACAUAUUGUAAACCUAGCAGCCUUUUCUAACAGUUGUUUGAACCCUCUGAUUUACAGUUUUCUAGGUGAAACUUUUAGAGACAAAUUACGGUUGUAUGUUGAACAGAAAACUAAAAUGUCAACGUUCAGUCGUUUUUGUCAUGCUGCCCUAAAGUCAGUCAUUCCUGACAGUAAUGAGCAAUCAGAAGUUUAAUUUAGUAGUGCUGUAUAAAAACAUAAGUGAAAAUUGCACAAAUAUAGAACAAAACGCUUGCUACUAACAGUAAAAUAUAUGUAUAUAUAAUGCCCUGCUGAGUAUUGAAGGUUUAUACUCUAAAUAUUUUUAUGACAAGACUUGAAGGUGGAAGAAUACAUUUUAGUCAAAUUUAUAUUUAAUUAUCAACAGGAUUACUAAAGGCUGACAAAUAAGGGGCCUUUAGUUUGCAUUAUACAUGUAUGAAUGAUAAUUUACCAGAAAACAUUAUCAGACUAGGAAGAAUCGAGAUAAUUGAGUUAUCAGAGAAUAGCUACUUUGCUGUCAUAUGCUAGGUGUUCCCAUUUAAAUAAUGAAGCUGCCACAACAGUGGGAAAAAACUCAUUACAACACAUUGAUGUGGAGGUGCAGAAAAAAGUUAUUGAUUUUCCAUCCAAAUAUAGCCAUUUGACAACUUUGCUAAGAACUACUGUGCUGUAUGUACACAGUGUUGGAUAUGCUUUCUGUUCUAACAUACAUUUCAGGCAUUGAUUUUUUUGUUUCUCUUAAUGUAAUAUAGAACUAGGAUGAAGAUUUUCUCUCUAGUUUGUAAUGCUCAUAUCAACACUUCAUCAAAUCUGAAGUCACGCAUAGUAUCCUGCUCACCUUUAUUACCUUAGCUCAGAGAAUCCAUCAAAACAAAAUUUACUGCUUCAUUUUAUUUUUGAAUAUUGUCCAUAGGAAAAUGAGGGUCUUUUGUCACAAGCACAAACUACAGAUUAAAGUGUCCUAAUUAAUGAAACUACUGCUAUCUUCAUUUAAUUUGUGUGUGUGUGUGUGUGGUGACUGACGUAAAUGUGUUUGUGUGUGUGUAUUUACACACAUUUAAAUUUUAAUAUUGUAACAAUAUCUGUCUUGGUUGUAAGAAUGGAAUAUUGGUUUUUUUUUUGUUGUUUUUUUUUAAACUUGCCUUCUGCAAAAAAUGACAGUGUAAGAAACGCUCAUUAAAAUGUUGGAAGCCUCAUUAUUUUU
Malaclemys terrapin pileata is the source of this 3924-nucleotide messenger RNA. It is a transcript of the gene GPER1, whose product is annotated as G protein-coupled estrogen receptor 1. NCBI's taxonomy places the organism in Eukaryota, Metazoa, Chordata, Testudines, Emydidae. Gene Ontology annotation, molecular function: G protein-coupled receptor activity. The record is from RefSeq and is a predicted model, not a curated record. Gene Ontology annotation, biological process: G protein-coupled receptor signaling pathway. Bases 1837 to 2913 code for a protein of 358 amino acids. Gene Ontology annotation, cellular component: membrane. The transcript has 2 exons.